AUGGCCUCUCAAAUAGCAAAGGUGUUGUUGUCAUUGGAUGCUGAAGCACUCGGCUCGCUCAAAGAAGGAGUCAAUUUCAAGAAAAGCCCAGAGGAUGGCAAGUGUUACAUCAUUUUUAAGAGCAACAAUUACUUUAAAGCAUGCAAAAACCAGUGCAAGCAUCAAGGGGGGCUGUUCGUCAAAGACGUCGAAGACCUGGAUGCAAUGACUGUAAAAUGCACCAAACACAACUGGAAAUUAAAUGUGUCAACAAUGAAAUAUGUGAACCCGCCCGACAGCUUCUUGCAGGAUGAGCUCGAGGUGGAGGUGUUGGAUGAUGGGGGGCUGCAGUUGGUGGAGCUGAGCCCUGUUGACCCCUGGAUGGCUGAUCCUCGAGAGCCUCUGGAGCUCCAGGAAGGAGAAGUCAAAGUGACAUACUUCACCCACGCCUGCAUGGAGCUACAGUUUGGUGAGAGAAGGUUCAUGUUCGACCCCUGGUUGAAGGGUCCUGCAUUUGCCAGAGGCUGGUGGCUUCUCCAUGAGCCUCCAGCAGACGCCCUGGACAGACUUUGUGCUGCAGAUCUCAUCUACAUCAGCCAUAUGCACUCAGACCACCUCAGUUAUCCCACACUGAAGGUCUUGGCAGAAAGGAGGCCCAAUGUCCCCAUAUAUGUUGGUGACACAUCCAGACCUGUGUUUUGGUAUUUGGAGCAAAGCCAAGUGAAGCUGACCAACAUUAAAGUCACUCCCUUUGGUGUUUGGCAACAUAUUGAUAAUCACCUGAGAUUCAUGAUCCUGAUGGAUGGUGUACAUCCUGAAAUGGACACCUGCAUCAUUGUUGACUACAAAGGUCACAUGAUCCUCAACACUGUGGACUGCACCAGACCAAACGGAGGCAGGCUACCACAAAAUGUGGACGUGUUGAUGACUGACUUUGCAGGAGGAGCUUCUGGAUUCCCGAUGACCUUCUAUGGAGGGAAAUACAGCGAUUUCUGGAAGGCAGAGUUUAUCAAGAAUGAGAGGAAGAAGCUGCUGAAUUACAAAGCUACACUGGUGAAAUCCCUGCAGCCCAGGAUCUACUGCCCAUUUGCUGGAUACUUUGUGGAGGCUCAUCCAUCAGACAGAUACAUAAAGGACACUAAUAUCAAAAACAGUGCAGAGCACCUCAAUGCACUCAUUAAUAAGCUGGCACCAGCAAUCAAGACUUGGACACCGCAGCCAGGUGCUGUGCUGGACCUCGGCCUUGCUCUGAGAGACCCCACCAGCAGUGAGGCCAUCACCCAUCCACCAGCCAGUGCAAAACUCUACAAGGACAGCUGGGAGUUCUACUUGUAUGUGAACGAGCUGAACAGUGCCAUCAAGUCGAACAUAUUUAAACAUCAAAGCUGGAUCCAGUUUUAUUACACGUGGGCUGGCUUUCAAAACUACAACCUUGUUGUGCGGGUCAUUGAAACAGAUGACAAGUUUGAAUGCAUCACUGACGGUUAUGACUAUCUGGUGGACUUUCUGGAUCUAUCGUUCCCCACAAAGAGACCUGACAGAGAGCACGCCUACUUGGAGAUUAAAAACAGGAUUGGAGUGAUGAGGUACGUGGUGCUGCAUGGCUGUCUGUGGGAUGACCUGUACAUCGGCUUUCAGAACCGCAUCAGCCGGGACCCAGACAUCUACCACCACAAGUUCUGGAAACACUUCCAAGCAGAGCUGCCACUUUGCAGGCCAGACUGGGAACAGUUCCAAAAACAGGUCUUCUACAUCGAUGAGUCGACCAUACCUCUCAGUGAUACAGGGAUGGGAAACGACUGUGCCCUGUCAGGAAUUGAUUCUGGUUUGAUUCUGGAUUUGUGAAGGUCCAGUUACUGAUUUCCUGAUUUGAUGUAAUGCAUAUUAACUAUGCAGUUCCAAUUGGGCUUAGGUCACCGCUUUAUAUUAAUGAGAUAGCAAAGUAAUCAAUCAGACGGCUGUUAGGUAAGAAACUCAGCUCUGGGUGAUCAGUCUUUAAUAAACAAAAGACUGAUUUUGCACAUUUAAUCAUCUUUCAGACCAGGAAACCUGUUUACAAUCAAUUUCUAUGAAGUAUAAAAUCUAUUUUUUUACCUUAACAAUGUUAUGUAAUUAAUGGUAAUAGAAAUUUAAUCUAUUUUGUUAUUAAUCUGCAUACUCACCUGAAUAACAAAACAUGCUGAUUCAAUAACUUCUGAAAAAUAGGAAACACAUGAGUUGAGUUGCAUGAAUACAAGACACAAG
Molecule: messenger RNA, 2223 nt
Organism: Oreochromis aureus
Lineage: Eukaryota; Metazoa; Chordata; Actinopteri; Cichliformes; Cichlidae
Product: cytidine monophosphate-N-acetylneuraminic acid hydroxylase-like
Exons: 14
Coding region: 1-1824 (607 amino acids)
Molecular function (GO): 2 iron, 2 sulfur cluster binding
Source: RefSeq, a predicted model, not a curated record